This is a messenger RNA of Musa acuminata AAA Group (dessert banana), 4360 nucleotides long. Its product is annotated as glycine-rich RNA-binding protein RZ1C. The transcript is spliced from 3 exons. NCBI's taxonomy places the organism in Eukaryota, Viridiplantae, Streptophyta, Magnoliopsida, Zingiberales, Musaceae. Gene Ontology annotation, cellular component: nucleus. The coding region runs from base 2336 to 3232 and encodes 298 amino acids. The record is from RefSeq and is a predicted model, not a curated record. Gene Ontology annotation, molecular function: zinc ion binding; mRNA binding.
GAUUCUUUGGAGGGAACAGAAGCAGAGAUGUCUGCGAAGGAAGAAAACCGGAUCUUUGUCGGAGGCUUAUCGUGGGACACAACAGAGAGGCGGCUGGAGGCCGAGUUUAGUCGCUUCGGAAAGGUUAUCGAGACUCAAACCUCCUUCGUUUCUUGGCUUUGUGUGAGUAUCAAUCUCCGUUCCACUCUUUUGUGUAUGUGAGGAGGAGACGUGUUAUAUGUGUUCUUCAAGCUGGUAAGCAUAAAAGAAGGUUUGCUUUUUAUCUGGCUAUAUCAGUGAGCAGAUAUAGACACCUCUACUAGUUUGGUCUUUUUGGAGGAUAAUGCCAUCCGCUGCUGUCAUUUUGCCAUUGUUAUGAGCUUAGUGCUGGUUGAUGCCAUUGCAUGUCACUGAUAAGUUGCUUCUUUGAGGUUUGAGCCUUGAGAUCUUCAUAUGGAGCAGUCAAUCUUCAGUAGGCUGGAAGAGAUAAGUUGGGUUGAAUUGCUUGUUUUGGCUUUUGACAUUGACAGAUAGAUACUCUUCACUAAUAUUACAUCUAUGUCGUACCCUGAUGGCUUGCCCAUUUGAGACAGGUAUAUAAGGUAAUUCACCUUGCAUGCCCGUGGUGGUGAUGUAAGGCUUGUUUAUUGUUUGAUGAGAUGCUUGUUGGCCAAGACACUGUCUGAAAUGCAGUAUAUGUAAUCAAACGUUUGCUAGGUUCUUUCAGUUUCAGCUAUAUUUGUGGAUUAAUAUCAGCACCAUGCAGCAUUUUGAGGAAAGAUUAGGCUGCUUGGUUUAAUGUUCUCUGCUCUGCAUUGCAUAUCAAUGAAAAAUUUUAGUUUUGUGUAAGUCUUGUUUAGUACAAUUAGGCGCUUAAGUGAAACUUGGAAUUGAGAGGGAGUGGAUUUUUUGGAUAAUUGAUUUAUCUAUUAUUAUGCACCGAAAGGGAUAAAGGAUGCAUAAUGUGAAGGUUCAGGUGCAUGCUUGACCAUUUCUUCAGAUGGCUGGCCUCUCUCAGUACAUUGUGAGAAACUCGGCAGUCUCUGAUCUUUCAGCUGAGGAUUUUUAGAAAAUUCCAUGAUGCCUGUUAAAUUGCUUAAGCGAUGAAUGGUUUCUUGGCGGCACUGAGUGAUGGCCUUAACAUUCCAUGUGUAUUCAUAAGCACAAUGUGCACCAGGGUGUUUGAUCUUUGUCAUAAUAAAUGUUGCAGACUUGGCACAUUGAUGGUUGAUAAACAUGCGCAUCGAUUGCAACUAUAACUUGCAUCACUUCUUUCUCUGAUGUAUAUCUCUCUCUUUCUCUUUAAUGUUCUUGUUAAAAAAAUUUCCUGUUAGUAUUUCUGGGACUAGGGCACAACUUUUCUCAAUGUAUGCCACUAAAUAUGAACAAUUAUUGACACUCUAAAGGCAUUUUACAAUUUGCUAAAGUAAAACUUAGGCAAGUGAGACACUGGCCUUGUUAUUUGAAAGGCAAAUUGGCAGUAGAAAAUGAUUUUGGUGACAAUUUGAGAUCAUGGAACUGAGUAAAACUCCACUGGUUGUGGGAAGAUUAAUGGUUAAAUGUAUCCUUGCUGAUUUAGUUUUGGAUGGUAUUUGGUGAAAUGUUGUUUACGGGAUUGUAUUUGAGUUAGAAGAGGAAGAGGAACAAAUGGAACAGAUGGUUGUGUUAUACAAACUGUCAGAUAGAUACUGUAUUUUUUGUUUGAUGGUAAAAGUUGCUUCAAAAUUGAUCACAGGGUCAGUCACAUCUGAAUUAUGGUGUCUUCUGUAGUCUUUUGAGAGAUCUGAAUGUACCUCUGGAGCUGCUCAACUAUUCAUGCUGCAGAAUGUGAUUCUCUACAUAUUGUUUGCACUAGAUUGCUGCAGUUGUUUUUUCCUAAGCAACAGAUCCUUUAUCAUGGAUUGGGAUUUGGAUGUGGAGCAGUUGUUAGAAUUACUCAGUUGAGAUGUUUGAGCCUGUUUGUUAUGGCUGCUGUUUCUGAAGUUAGUUUCAUUCAGCAAAGGUCGUGUUAAGGUUUGAAAGAAGGUGUUACAAGAAUUGAACCUUUUUAUCCCAUUAAGUGUUAAACUCAUUGUAACAAUAACAUAUCACCUGAGUUGAUGCUUGCUGUGUUUGCAAUAUCAAUUCACCAAUGAUUGCCUGAAUGGUUCUCUAGGACGUUUGUUUCACACCUGUUAUUGUUUGGUCGAAUUUUGCUUGUUACAUGGCCACUUGCUUGGAUAUAAGAUGAAGAUUUUGCUAUUUUCUGGAUAUUCGUGAAUGUCAGAUGUAUAUAUUAGGUAGGAAAAGACACUGCACGGAUUGCUUUAGUCAUAGUAGAUUGUGGCCUAUACAGAGAUCACAGUGAGAUGUCUGAAUGAGUCACAUGCAUGUUCGCAUAACCGGUACAUCCUGUUACUCUCAGGUCAUGCUGGAGAGAGAUACUGGUCGUCCUCGCGGGUUUGGGUUUGUGACAUUCUCUGAUCCACGUGCAGUUGAGGUUUCCAUCAGCGAGAUGCAUGAGCGUGAGCUUGACGGACGUGUCAUUUCAGUGAAUAAGGCUCAACCUAAGAUAAGCACAGAUGACUCUACCUAUGGCUACAAUGGUGGAGGAUACACACCAGGAAGCAAAGGAGGUUAUCAUGGUAAUGAUGGUCCACCACCCGCAGGGCGCUCUGAUGAAUGCUUCAAGUGUGGACGACUUGGACACUGGGCACGUGAAUGCCCUUCAGCUGGGGGAAGUAGUGGCGGUCGAUUCCCUUCUCGUUCCAAGUUUGGUGGAGGUGGUGGCCGAGGGGAUCGAUUUGGUGGACCAGAUCGCUUGAGUGACCGAUAUGUGGAUGACCGUUAUGAUGGAGACCGAUAUGGGGACCGUGAUCAUAUUGACAGCAGGGACAGUCGAUAUAGUGGUGGUCGUGAUCGAUUUGACAAUGAUCGUGACCGAUAUGCCAAUGAUCGGUAUGGGCCUCCUGUGGAUCGUUUUUCUGGUGAUAGAUAUGGAGGGCGCCCUGAUCGGUACCCACAGAAUGGAUACAGCCGGGAAAGAAGCUAUGAGAAGGAUGUACCUCGUGGUGGUGGUGGCUAUGACAGAGAUGGAGGGUCAAGAGGUGGUGGUGGCUAUGAGAGGGAUGGACCUUGUGGUGGCGGCAGUGAUAGAUACGGGAGUGGUGGGCCUGCACGUUAUGAUGGUGGUGGAAGUUUCAGGAACAGGCCUGGGCCUUAUGAUCGGCCAAAUAGAGGCAGACGUCCAUCAUCCUUUGAUGUUCGCUACUGAUGCUUGUGUUGUUAGCAGUCAAAACUGUAUUUGUUUUCCCGAACCUUAUGCUCUGGUAUUUUAGGAUAGCUCAUGGUAACAAUGCAGUGAUUCUGUUAAGACUCUGGGAUUGAAAAUCUAUGCUGUCCAUUUGCUGUGAAAUCCUCUGAAUCGAUCACUUAGCUUUAUGAGACUGAGCCUUUACGCAAGUGGCCUGCUCAUAUUGGAAUCUUAACUUUAUGAAGGAUUGUGCUUUAUCUGAACUGCCGGUGGCCCACAGUUUGAUAUGAUUAUAUCUGGUUGAUCUUAUAAGUCAGUGCAGGCUGUUAUUACAUGUUGGUUUUGGCUCAUGAUCAAGUUGUGUUUGUUAUUGUGCUUACUAUUGAGAAACCUGUCACAAUAUUUUACUGAUAGCAGUAUCUUUAAGUGCUGAUCCUCUUUGUCUUCUGUGAAGCUGUGAAAAUUUAUAGCCCUGCUGAUUUCUGCACUAUAACACCAUUGACAAAUGAGUUCUGAUCAGGUCAUAUUUUCUGUGCCUGUGAUACAAUUUGAGGCAGUUGCUUCCUGGUUGAUGAGCUAUCGGAUCAUAUGGUGGGCCACUUUUAUUUGCUGUAAGAUUGAUGGAAGAUCCUUUUUUGUAUGGAUUCAAGUCGUUUGAUUUUGACAGCACUUUUGAUAUACGUAUGAAUUUCGUUUCUGAUUCCCGGCCAUCAGAGCUCUGCAGUUGCCAAAUAAUAAUCCCCACUCUGUUCUCAAUCCCUUAAAUUGGUUCUUCGGGCCGGAUAAUUUAAGCUGACUCCCAGUCUCAUGCUCUAUUACCUGGUUGAAGGUGGAGUCUUAAGUUCCACUUUGUUGCUGAUAUAGUGCAAUUAGAAAGUUGUUGGUGCAUGAAGGCUGGAACGAGAGUUGGUCGUUCACUUUAAUAGUCGCAAAUGCUUUUCAGAAUUGAUGUUAUUGAUAGCAGUGUGCUCGCCAGAUGAUAUAUGUGGUACAAGGGGCUAUUUAUCAUAUUAGUUAUAGGGUAUGGUUGUCAUACUAACUUGAUCAAAUGUUAGAUAGUUGUAUUGAAUUGUUAUGUUUGCAAAGAAUUCAUUUGUAUAAUUUACCAAUUUUCUCGAGCUAUAAUUGUUCUUUUACCUCUUACCAUUA